AUGGCCAAGAAACAUGACUAUAAUCAGUCAAAAGAAAGUGGAUUUGAAAUAAUAAACAGAGUGGAAAUUCGCAUCCAAGAUGCAUCUCUUCUCUCAUUAUCAAGAUCCGCCUCAGUUAGUCCUGAAUGUUGUGGGUGGCUGCAUGUUUUGAAUUUGAAAGGAAGUCAAUAUGGCCGUGAUAUUAGUAUAGAGGAGGAUAAUUGGGAGCAAUAUUAUUUUAACUUAAAGGGUGGAAUGAUGUUUGGCUCAAGUAAGAAAGAUGGAUCCACAUUAGAAGUUGUAUAUGUAUUAUGUGACACAGUAAUUAGUACAAUAGAUUCAAUUACAGCACUGCAGAGAGAAUACAUCACGAGAGAAGAAGAGGCGAAUCUUCGCCACAGUAUUGGAAAAGAUGUACAUCUGAUUAUUCUUUUAAACUAUAACAAUUCUCUCGGAAUAGAAUCAAAUCCCUUAAUAUUUGCAGCAAGCUCACCAACUGUUUCAGCUAGAUGGUGUAUUGCAAUGAACCAAUCAAUACAAUAUGGGCAAAUGAGAUAUGUUAUGGAUAAUUCUGAUCAGGAAUUUGAGGAGGGGAACUUUAGAGUAUCUCAUACUAUGAAGGGAGAACUGGCUAGUGUAACUGGAGGGUAUUAUAGAGGAAGGGACGUGAAUCAAUUAACACAACAAUUAGAAAAAUUAAAGCAUCAGUUCAAACAGAUGGAGAAUGAGAAUAAGAGCUUAAAGUUCAAAAAUGAAAGUCUUCAGAGUCAAGUCAAAAAACUCCAAAGUACUUUAACAGUAACUGAAAAAGCAACCAGUGAAGCAGUUGAGCAAAAAGCAGCAGAGUUGACCCAAGUUAAAGAAGAUUUGAGUAAUGUUAGAAGCGAAAGAGAACUUCUUAUAGAAGAAAAGAACAAAUUAUAUGAGAAAAUUUCACAGUUACAAAGAACCAAUCAGCAAGUAUUGAUGGAGAAAUUUGAAAUAAUGGACGAACUAACAGAUUUGCAAGAUAAUAUUUCAACAUAUAAGGUUGGUGAUGCAGGAUUAACCAAAUUGAUUACUAGACUUCAAUAUUUAAAAAACUCAAGCCAGGAAUUAUUGAUUGAGAAUAGAAAGUAUAAAAAUGAAAUUAAGUCAAUUUUAGACCAUUAUAGGGAAGAGCAAGAAAAAUCAAAUAAACAAUUGAAUACCAUUAAGGAAUUACUUUCACAGCAAGAUGUAUUCCAAUUAUUAAUUAGGCAAAUGGAGUUGGUUCAAGCAAAGCUUCAAUAUCAACAGGAAGCAUGGAGAAUGCCAGAUAAUCAAGCUGAAAACUUAUUAUUUUGGAUACAACAGCUUCAAAAUCAAUGGAAAGUAGAUGAGGCAGUAGCAAGAGCAUCUUAUCUUAAACAUAGAAGUAUAGUUCUUGGAGAACAAAUGAAAGCUUACACUUUAGGCCAUCCACUUCCAACACAUUAUGCAAUAAUACAAGAACUUCUUCAUAAGCUUCAAUAUAUUUUUAGAGAAGAGGAAUUCUCUGUUGUGACUAGAUCUGAAUUUUUGUAUGAAGAUAUUGGGAAUGCAAACUUUGGUUUUGAGCCUUUAAGAAUUCGUAAUCAAAUAAGCAAAAAAUUGGAAAAAGAACCAAUUUGGGAUGGAGAAAAUUUUAAGCAGCCACCAUUAUCAGUAUUACCUUCAAUAUUUGGUAACUCAAAGACUAAAAUGGCAGGAAAGAUUGAAGAAGUUAUUGAGAAUUCAAAACAAAAUGGUGAAUCUGGAUCCGGAAUUGCUAAUGCUAUAGAUGAAUCUGCAAAUAGUCCAAAAAAAGGAGCCAAUAGUGGAUUGAUUGAAUACUCUUCUUUAAAAUCUUCGGUCAUGGCAAAUACCCAGUAUAUUCCAAAAAUACAAGUUGAUUUGCUUAGUCCACCAGAAAAGAAUGUCCCUGAAUCAGAGUAUGAAAGAAUCAAAAAUAGCUUUCGAGAAAUGCAAGAAAAAUAUCGUAUUCUGGAAGGAGAGAAUGAAAUCAUGUCUGAGAAGAUUCAAAAGUUGACUAAAAUGAUUAAAUCAAUGAAUAAAAAAACAUAUCGCCAAAAUACCCGUGCUGGAAGCCUUGUAGACUUUUCUGCAGGAAACAACCUGGAAGAAUCAUCCAAAUCAAAUGUUAACAUGGAUAAUGGUGAUAAUCAGCAUGAUUCUGUCUCUGGAGAUUUAGAACAUGAUAAAGCAAUUGAACCCAAUGAUAAUAACCGUGGAAUUAAAAGUGGUAGAUCAUUCCAUAAACGCAACAGUUCAAAGUCCGUUUAUAGUGAGCCAAAUGAGACUUCAGUGAAUGGUAGUGUAGCAAAAAGUUCCGCUGGUCAGAACUCAAAUAAUAAUGAGAAUGAAAUUUCUGAUGACAUCAAUUAA
Cryptosporidium ubiquitum is the source of this 2364-nucleotide messenger RNA. RefSeq lists its product as uncharacterized. Bases 1 to 2364 code for a protein of 787 amino acids. The record is from RefSeq and is a predicted model, not a curated record. Lineage: Eukaryota; Apicomplexa; Conoidasida; Eucoccidiorida; Cryptosporidiidae. The transcript has a single exon.